Molecule: messenger RNA, 717 nt
Organism: Acanthosepion pharaonis
Lineage: Eukaryota; Metazoa; Mollusca; Cephalopoda; Sepiida; Sepiidae
Source: the annotation of a GenBank genome assembly
AUGGUGUGUCGGCUUGACGUGGUAGGACAGCUUGCGUGCUUCAAAAAACCACCAGAUCUAUGUGGGCGGAGGCCAUCCAAGCCCGGAGGUCUGUCAGUUCUUUCUUUUCUUUUCUUUUUCGUUCUAUUUCCGUUUUUUUCUGUCUUUCAUUUCUUUUUUUUGUUCGCCAUUUACUCUUUUCUUUUUUUCUUUCUGUCUGACAUUUUUGUUUAUUUUCUCUACCUUCUUUUUCUACUUUUUUGUUUUUUCUCUUUUUACUUUUCUUCUUUCGUUCUUUCUUUUUUUUUACUUCUUUUCCUUUUCUUUCGUUUUACCUUCGUGCAUUUCCUUUCUUGUUUUGUAUUUUCUUCUUUAUUCUUUUCGUCCUCCCUUUUUUAUUAUUUUUGUUCUCUCUUUAGCUUUCUUUUAAUCCUUUCAUUUUUUCGUUCGUUUUUUGUCCCUUUCCUCUUCCUUCUUUUUCCCCCUUUCUGCUUUUAUUCUUUCUUUCUCCUUUUUGUUACAUAUUUUGUUAUUACUUUUUUUUAUCCUCCCUUGCUUUUUUUCUUUCUUUCUUUUUUGUUCCUUUCCUAUUUUUUAUGUUUAACCAAACUCACACAUAUAUACAUGCACAUAUGUGCACAAUUCGGUCUAUGCAAUCUCUCUCUCUCUCCCCUCUCUCUCUCUCUCUCUCUCUCUAUCUAUCUAUCUAUCUCCCUGCCUCUUGUUGUUAACACGUGA